UUUUCAGAUAAACUGUCAGCAGUUUGAUUACAAGUAAAUCUUCGUAUAUAGACAAAAAUGUGCCCUGGAAAUGGCAGAAUCACUGUUUCAACUAACUAGGUAGGCGAAGUGAAUUCAAAAACUUGUAUGACAAAGGAAAGCAAUCAAGAGCUUUUUAUUUUCCGUCUGCAUCCAACAAUGCUCGUCAGCGCUCCAAAGAAGAUUCGGUAAAAUUAACAGCAAUUUUAUUUUAUUAUUAUAUGAGAUUGAAUGAGCUAAGUAUUGACGUGUAAUUGCUGUUAUGUCAAUCAAAUUGACAUCACAAAAAAACUAAUAGUGAAGACCAUAAAUUAUUCGACUUCGAAAGUAACAAUAAGAGUGCACAAUAAGAACCGUCUUUACAAUGGACUCAGACGAUGACGACUACGUACAAAAUAGAAGCUAUCCUGCUGAGUUUAACCUAAAAAAACAUGUCACGAGGUUGAAAAAAGAGAACGAGAAAGAAUUCGCCAGUCGUCUCACUGAAGAAAUUUGGGAUCCAUUUGAAUCGGACGGGGUGAUAGCAAUAAAAGAAGAAAUUGAAAAAACCGAGAAGGCAUCGUGGGAAGUAAAUCAGACAGGUGGCAGCGGUGAAAAACCAACCAUAAUGUCAAGGUACAUUGAUAACUUUCGACGAGCUCCUGCUAGAAGCAGACAAGAAAGAGCGACUGAAAAGGAUAAAAUAGUGCCGAUAACGAUGACCUCUUUAGCUGAGACGUCUAAUCAUCCAGGCUUCACUGAAUCGAGUUCAUUGCUGUCACGACAACUAUCGAAAACCAAAGACUCCAGUGCUCAAAACAUACCAGUCGCUGAAACGCAAAAGGACUCGGGGGAAAACUUGGAAGAACUUAACCGGAGAAUCGAACAACUUCUUUCAACCAGUCAAAGUCUGUCGGUGUCUGUCUCUUCGAGUGUUUCGCACGACAGAGACUCGCUCCUGACAGAACAGCGCUCGCAUGGUGGAAAUCAGACUCAGAAGUCAAAAGAUGCAGACGUGUUUGGGCAGUUAUCAGUGGCCAAACUCAACGCCAAGGGAGGGCCAAUCAAGAAAGAGGACGACAUUCUCUAUAAAUGGAGGUUGAGACGGAAGAUAGAGGGUGCCAAACACCCAACGAGGCUAGCCACUGAGAGAAGAGUAUUCAAGCAAAUGCAGUCUGAAAAUUCGAAUCCACCGGAAUCAAAAAGAUGGCACGGAUUGACAUCUGCAGAGAAACCUUUCACAGAAAUAGAUGAAAGACAGCGAACCACCAUUGUUUCGUUAUCUGAAUUGCGUGCCAAACUGAAAUCAUCAGAAGUAGCCUCGUCAGAGAGACCAGGGCUAACCGAUGGAGCUAAACCACAUAGAGGUCAUAUUUUGGAUGCUGUUGUGAAUACAUUGGAAGGAGGGUCUUCGUUAUCUUAUACCGAAACUAACGAAAUUGGUGAAAGAAAUCGGAAAAUCGAGGCGCGAAAUGAAAAGAAAACAAUUGAUACGCUGGAUUUUGCUUGUCAGACUGAAGGAAACGUAGGAGCUGUUGAAACCGAUAUUCAGCGCAUCAAAAGAACACUAAAUGAACAAGGCUUUUCAAUUAACGAAUCAGCAUCAUCUUCACUUGCUCAGAGUAGAGAUCACCAACAAUUGCAGUAUUCAGCGAUGCCCUCUUGGAUGAGCGGUCCGUUUGGCUCACAGCAUGUCAAUUACCCCAUGCCGUCUUCUAGUAUGAAUCAUAGCUGUGGUUUCACUCAUCAGAACCAGUAUCAAAUGCAACCAUUCUUUAUGGCACCUAGUCAUCCUAACUCCCACAUGUAUCCUUUACCCCCAACAUCACGCCAAAGUCAUCAUUAUAUCAAUCCCCCUGUGUAUAAUACACCUGCUGUAGCAUCAAUGGGAGACGUUGGCAAUAGUUAUAACGAUAGUUCGAAUGUUGCUGUCCAUGUACCACCAGUGUCUCCCAGAAGUUCACAGGAGUGCAAAGGUUUCCGCGGCAGCAGAGAAAGACCUAACAAAUCUGAAGGUGGUGCUAAUCAUCAACAGAGGAGUCAUCUGGGGCAAAAAUUGAGAAGUUUGGACUCGACGAUCACACAUGUGUCUUCACUUGAGACUAGCACCAAUUUAGAAGACACAACAUUGAAUGCAUCAACGAUAAGCAUUGUAUCAACUGCGAGUGGACAGCAGGUGCCUCUUCAAUUACCAAAUUCACAGGACAAACGAGAAAACCUUAUUGACGACUCAGUUGCCGAAAAGAUUCACUUUGUGCCAAAGAAAAGAAGUCACCAGAAGACCAAACUGCAAAAGGCACCACUAGCUCCAGCGAAGUCUUCUUUUCAAGUUACUGAAGUGAAACAUCAGACUCGGGAAAACGACAGGAUCCAUGAAAAGAUAAACAUUCCCGUUUCAAAGCUAGAAUUGGAUAAUGUUAAAUCAGUUUCCACCCAGAGCAAAAAGGUUGAAUCAGUAUCUAAAAAGGACCUUCCUUGUUUAGUGAGUGUUAUCAAGUCAUCAGCCGACACUUUAAUGUGGUGCAAAAGUGACCAUGUUGUCACAAAGCCUAGACUUAAACAUGUCGAUCUGAAACUGCAUGUUGCUGUUCCUGAACAGUGUGUGUUUCGCGAAUCAAGUAUGUUUAGAGAAGUCAUAGCUAUCAAUUCAGAGGAGCUGACACCUGUUGUAUCUAAGGAGUCCAAUGAAACGAUAGGGUCUGAGGCAGCGCAAGAAUCUCAGAACAUAGAUGAAACUGUAGAAAAUGGAUCAAUAUCACGAAUAGGUCCUUAUGGGUCCGAAACCAAAGAGUCCGGUGUGCAUUUAACAUCUAAAGCGGAAACAUCCAGUUCAGCUGUGCAAACUGAAGUUGAAAAUUAUUACAGGCACUCGGCCAAUUAUAAUUAUUCGGAAGACUUUGAAGCUGAAACUGAAUCAGUUUGCGAAAGUUUAUCGACUGCUGAUCAAGUGUCGACCUUGUCUCAGGAACUAGCGAAUCCUAAAGGGUCACAUGAUUAUCUAAAGGAAAAUCAGAGAAGAAACAUAAGAGAAAUUGGUACCCAGGUUUCUGUUGAAGUCUUAUUUCAAGGGAAUCAGCAGAAUGAUGAUACAAUUGUAAAUACUUCUGCGGUCUCCGAACCUAAUCGAACUUUCAGUGAUGCAUUUGUACAAACAGAAGGCGAAGAACAGCAAAGCAUACCAGCUAGAAAAGAAAAAUCUUCAGGCGUGGAAACAGUCAAACAAAGAGAUGGGACAACAGAAGAGGCUAUUGAUGACGUGGAAGGAACUUCAAUUAAUGGCUCCAUAUGUGCGAGCGGCGAGGGUUCCAGUGACGCGGAGGAGAUAUCCGACAGUGAAGUGGAGCGAGUUCUUAUGGAAAGUGACCACGAAAACACAUCGCAAGAAGACAAUGUCUUAGAUUCGCCGACCAAUGCAGUUGACCGAGAGCUCCUUAGUGCGUACGAAAAAGCUUGUGCCGAGAAAGAACGCCUAGAGACGCUAGUCAAAAUUCUCAAACCAAAAUAAACUCAUUUCAAUAUCUCUCAAUUUGUAAAUAUGUUCAUAUUGUAUGUUCUGUUCUUCUUUGAAUUGAUUUAUAUCUGAUUAUAAUUUCUGGCGGAAA
Messenger RNA from Symsagittifera roscoffensis, 3599 nucleotides. RefSeq lists its product as uncharacterized. Lineage: Eukaryota; Metazoa; Xenacoelomorpha; Acoela; Convolutidae. The record is from RefSeq and is a predicted model, not a curated record. The coding region runs from base 383 to 3502 and encodes 1039 amino acids. The transcript has 14 exons.